AUGAUGCUUAAACAGUUGAUACAUCAAUUUUUUUCUAAUAAAUGUCAACUAACACAUCUUCGACUUGAUAUUGCUGAUAAUAAUUCUUCUGUUAAUAUUCAUAAAUGUUUAAUACUAUCUUCUCAUUCUUCUGCAAGUUCAAUAUCUAAUAAAAUGCAAUAUUGUUGUUUAAUGCUUUGGCAUUUGUAUGUUUGUCUUAAAUAUACGUGUUUUCUUGAAUAUUUUAUUGUGCAUAUACCUAAUAUUGAACGAUUAUUAGUCACUUUUAAACGAUGGAUGAAUUUUGAACCUCGAUCCAAGUCAAAUAUAGAAACAUUAAUAAAAUCAAAUAGAAAUUGGUUUGAAAAAAGUAAGAUGAAUUUAUUAUGA
Molecule: messenger RNA, 369 nt
Organism: Rotaria sordida
Lineage: Eukaryota; Metazoa; Rotifera; Eurotatoria; Philodinida; Philodinidae
Source: the annotation of a GenBank genome assembly